AAUGAGCAACUUAUAUGUGACAAUAAGACACCAUACACCAUCUUUGCGUGUAAAUCUGAUGGAUAAUGUAGAUUCCAAAUCUGGCAUUUCAUUAAGGCCACGUAGAUCGCAACAUGGUCAUCACAACUCUUCUGCAAAAACACCACAAAAAGCUACUGAAGAAGCCGAAACAAAAGAAAAGCGUUAUAGAAAAGGCCUAAUAUAUGCAGAUUUAUAUAAUAAAGAUGUUGAUACUAUACGGGAUGUGGGACAUACGCCAGGAAAGCAUGAUAGCAAAACCUCACAUAAAAAAGAUAAACCUUCAAACAUUAAACAUAAACCGAAACAUGAGAUUGACCCUAUUGAACUUCUUGGAUCUGCAUUAGUGACGUCCUUUUUUCAUGCUUUAACUAAUGAACAACCCAACCCUAUUGAUGUUGUCGCACCAGUCGCAGAGGACGGCACCACACAGGGAAUAAGCCUCUCGAAUAUACCAGGCACAGAUGAUGAUAUUGUUACAACACCUUCAAUGCAAGUAGAGGAAACGGAGCAGAUAGAUCCAAAUCGAUCACAUUUAGAUUCCAUCUAUUCCGAUGGGUCUUCCCCUAUCCAUAUAAAAGAUGCGCUUAAGGAUAAAUUGCAAGACGUGAAAGAAACUUGGAAAACUGUAGUAAAUAAGAUAACUGAAAGAUAUGUCAAUAUAGGGCAAAAAGUAUCUCCAACAAACGAACAAUCGAAUCCCACAGUUGAAAGCAUAGAUCUUAAUGAUAUAAAUACUGAAGAUGUCAAUGAGAACGUUGACACUAAUGAUGGUACAGUUGGCAACAAUGAAAGUGAGGUCGAUGGACCCGAAAAGGUGGAGCUUAAUAAAAUGAAUAUUAUAAAGUCGAAUGCAGUUGACUUAUAUAAAUCAGUAGCUUCAAAGUGUAAAGAUAUUAUCGAAGUAACGAAGGAAAAACGUGAAGAAUACAUAAAUGGUGAUUCCAUCCAACAUAUAAAUGAAUAUGCCAGAUCAUGUUGGUCUAGGUUGCCCUUUUACAGCUGCCGGACAACUAGGAAUACAGAAUAAAC
Messenger RNA from Babesia bovis T2Bo, 1050 nucleotides. RefSeq lists its product as uncharacterized. NCBI's taxonomy places the organism in Eukaryota, Apicomplexa, Aconoidasida, Piroplasmida, Babesiidae. The transcript has a single exon. The record is from RefSeq and is a predicted model, not a curated record. Bases 2 to 1048 code for a protein of 348 amino acids.